Messenger RNA from Megalops cyprinoides (Indo-Pacific tarpon), 2942 nucleotides. Its product is annotated as myelin-associated neurite-outgrowth inhibitor-like. The record is from RefSeq and is a predicted model, not a curated record. The coding region runs from base 141 to 731 and encodes 196 amino acids. The transcript has 7 exons. NCBI's taxonomy places the organism in Eukaryota, Metazoa, Chordata, Actinopteri, Elopiformes, Megalopidae.
AGCUGGUGUAGGUUUGGUUGGUGCGCAGCGAUCACUGACAAGAGAGGACAAUAUCAAACCCGUAAAGGGGAAAAAAACAGACGAACAGAAGGACUGUCGGAGGAGAAAGUCUGAAACAUAGAAGCAGCCGCCACUGCAGAAUGAACCCAGUUUACAGCCCGGCUCCAACGGGGGUGCCCUACGCUAACCCCAAGGGAAUAGGAUACCCAGCAGGGUUCCCAGUCGGCUACGCCGCUGCUGCGCCCGCGUACUCCCCGAAUGUGUUCCCCGGACCCAACACGGCCUUUCAGACAGGGUUCACACCAGGCACGCCGUAUAAAAUGUCUUGCUCACCAACCACCAGCGCUGUCCCCCCGUACUCCACGUCACCAAACCCGUACCAAGCAGCUGUCUACACUGUGAGAAGUGCCUACCCACAACAGAACCCAUACGCACAGCAGCAAGGCACGUACUUCACGCAGCCGCUGUACGCAGCCCCGCCCCACGUCAUCCACCACACCACGGUGGUACAGCCCAACGGCAUGCCCGCCACCAUGUACGCGCCCCACAUCCACGCGCCCCGCCCCAAUGGCGUUGCCAUGGGCAUGGUGGCUGGCACCACCAUGGCCAUGUCAGCCGGGACCUUGUUGACGACCCACACCCCAGCUCCGGUACCCCCCCACCAAGUCACAGUGCCCACAUACAGGCAGCCUGGCACGCCCACCUACAGCUACGUGCCCCCCCAGUGGUAGGAGAAUGAUGGAGUUGAAGAUUAUAGAUAUGCAUUCAUAUUCAGUCCAGUAUUGUACACUUGGUGCUGAUGCCUUGAUGUCACCGGCCAGGAUUCAAUUCUUCCAAUCAGAUUAAAGAUUAGGGAAAAGUAUCCAAUCAGAGAAAAGAGGCGGAUUGAGAAUCUUCUCAGCCUUGGCACCUCAUGGAAACACUACCAUGACCCAUCCACCCCCCCUUGCUGGACGUCUCGUAUGUACACUGACACGGCUUUCGUCGAAACGUCUUUUUGUGGACUGUCUCAAAACUCUAAACGGCGAAAAGGGAGAAAAAAUAGUUUCGUACGGGACCCGUGUCGAGCCCAAUGCAUGCUCAUAUACACUGGUGUAAAAAAAAAAAAAGCUUGCUAUAUCUACCUGCAGUGACUGAUGCAAAAAUGUCAUAAGCAAAAAUCCAAAGGAAUCAAGUAUAAAGACAAAAAACCUGACAAAAAGCUGACACUCAGUAUCACAGAUGCAAUGUCUUAACGUUACUUAAAACAAGUAUUUCUUUCAAGUGAACAUGUACAUUAAGUUUACUCCAAACUCAGUGCUGUAUACUUUGAACCAACUCUAUAGCUGUUUUUUUUUUUGUUCAUUUUUUAUGUUUGUUUUGUGUCAUGUCAGCGGAAUGGUCAGUUCAUAGCAAACGGUUCAAUAUCGGUGGUUGGUGCUGCAUUGAUGUAUAGUCAAUAUAGCAGUAGAGUAGAGGGAAUUGUUGCGGUGGGUAAAUGGGUCAUCUGUUCUGAACAGGGGGAUUACCUGUUCUUGGCUCUUGACCCGUGUGUGUGUGUGUGUGUGUGUGUGUGUGUGUGUUGGACAGGGCUUCAGAGAAAUCCUGCAGUGUUCCUUCAUUUUCUUUGGUUGUGUUCUUUUCUAGUCUCUUUCGAAUUGGAAACCUGAAAAGGGGAAGAAAAAACAGACCUUACGUAACCUUUAAAGGGUCUUCACUUAUUAAGUGCAUUGGCAUUGUAUUACAUUUCAAUCAUACCAACUACCGGUGUUUUAUAUGUCCUGCUAUUCUUUUGGAAACCUCAAGGUGGCGCCAAAAGAGACCAACUACAACGUUGUCUUUUUCCGAUUUUCCCUCAUUCCUCUAGGUUACCUCAGAUUUGUGGGCUGGGAUAAGGAAGACGUUAAUAUUUUGUUUCGUCCUGCAUUUUUGAGAAAGACCAAAAGCUAUAUACAAUUAUGAGCAUCUUCACCAGUUUCAUUGAUGGGCCAACAGUGACACUUUCUUACUUAUGCAAGAAAAUCAGCCUUGUCUGACCCCACAUAUGUACUCGUCACAGUGAACACGCUGAUUAUAAUGUCGCUAACUACAUCAGCUAGGUCUGUGGAUCAGCCUUCCCUCAUGUAGUUCUCAAAGCAAAGUUUCUUAACAUUUAAAGUGGCAUGCAUGAGAAUAGUGACGAUACACCCAUUUUAGUACCAGAUAUCUAAAAUUAACAUUAAGAGGUUUUGCUCCAUAACUAAAGAUUCAUGUAACUUGAGGGUUGUCCCUAAACCCAGAAUGAAUGGUCUGCAAUAUUUGGACUUCCCAUAUAACCAGCAUGUUUUAUCCAGUUUUGAAAUUUUCAUUCCAACAGUGCUUUGGUCACUGGUUAAUCCAGUAAUUAGUUUCAAAGGCAUUUUAUAAGAAUGUCGCGUUCCUACAAACGCAUUAAACCAUCUGGACCCAAACACUGUCAACGAACUGUGCAGUGAUUGUGCUGUUCAGUCAAGCAAUUCCUUUUUUACAGGCCUACCUUUAUGAUCGCCAGUUGUUGGGCUACGGUUUCCUUAGGGAACGGCUAAAACCAGAAUACAGAUUUCAGCGACAGAUCGCCUCUAUGUCACAGGUAGGCCGUUUUGUUCUCCCUGAAGGAUGAAAAUGGCAGUUCAAGGUGGCUUGCGUGCGAUUAGAUUACUCACAUUCCUCUGAGGUGUCAGAGAGUUUGGUCCAAUUGAAGACAAAUCGCGAUGGGCUUUGUUCCUCAACGAAUUUAAGCACGUUUUCAAGUCAUCAAUUUUAACUUUUCUACUCCUUUAGAAAUGCCAGCAGUUUGGGAGUCAUUGAAAUCAACCAGAACGAAACCACAAUGAAACGUACCGCUUUUCGCAAUUAAAGUUAAGGGCAAAGCACACUGCUAUCAGUGUCGUGUGGGACUAAGGUCCCGAGCUCUGUCCUUUUUUCUACCACAGAUCUGGUAGCGA